This is a messenger RNA of Fusarium vanettenii 77-13-4, 3417 nucleotides long. RefSeq lists its product as uncharacterized. The record is from RefSeq and is a predicted model, not a curated record. The transcript has 9 exons. Lineage: Eukaryota; Fungi; Ascomycota; Sordariomycetes; Hypocreales; Nectriaceae. Bases 1 to 3417 code for a protein of 1138 amino acids.
AUGGCCCCUUUGAUGAACACUGUCGACUCUUUGCCCAACCCGUCCGAGCGAUCGUUCCCCGUACCCCCACCAAUUGAUGUCAUAAACGCGUACGUCGAUUAUGCCACCGUCCGAGAGCUCGUGGAUGAGGUAGCUAGAGCGACCCCACGACCUGUGCUUAUUCCGAUCCUCGUUCAAAACAUCCGGUCAGACGACCACGCCAACAAAGACCACAUUGUGCAGACCGCUUUCAACCUCGUGCACGCCGUACAGCUCCUUCUCUUCGCUACCACGCAAUUCCAGCCGGAUCGCACCUACCACAGGGAGCAUCCGAAUCGGCGGUACACCUUCAACACUGGCGACAAGACGGUCACCGGGCUGUUCUCCCUCGAAGAUCUGAAUAGAUCUGUUUUGAUGAUGUACAGUUUGUACAAUCGUCGAUGUCACAAGGCCGAUGCGAUGCAGGAGCGCAAGCCUCCGCAGUGCAAGAGCAGUUGGAUUGGAUAUGCCGACCCUAGAUACAACCCGGCCCUGGAUACCCCCGAAGGUACUGACCUUCUGGCGGACAUGUACAUGUCCGCCCAGCUCGAGAUGGAUGAGGUAAUCCUGACGUCGGCUUCUUCAUCAUCAAACACCCAAGACAUAUCAAGAGAUGGCGCAGACGCCUUUGACGUCUAUGCCGAGAUUCUUGAGUGGUCGUGGUCAUCCAGCGGCCCCGAUCAAGUGAACCAGCGGCUGCGAGAGAACAGCGGCAUUGAGAACAUGUCGCCAACUUCUCUUGAGAACCUUGAGAAAACCCGUCGAAACCUUCUUCGGUUGCAUGAUAUAGAUCUCGACCGGGAUGUCCACAAGUCGCAAGGCGAAUUCACUCAACUCGACGAUGGACUGGAGGGGCAGUGGGACCAAUACACCGCCACGAUCGGUGAUUUGGAUCACAUCAACGAGUUCUCCAACAAGUACCCUGGUGGCAAGGAGGCAUUGGUGGCAGAGCUGAGGCACCAGAUGGCCGUUGAGCUCACCAUGGCGUCACUACAGCCCCGGCAGAUGGGCUACCUUGCGGAACUUUGCCAAAGGUACGGCCUUGGAGAUUGGAAAAGGCCAUCUCUCUACCCAAGUGACCCUAAAGUAGACCCCUACAAGCCCCAUCAGAUGCGUCAAGCCUCCACCUACGUGCCGCCAGAGGACCGCACGUUCACACGCUCCUCUCCAACGAGAUGGGAACAGGCAAGACUAGAACAUACUUACUCGCUGUGGCCCUAUCAGUACGCCUUCCUGGAAGCCCGAACCCAGUUCCCAGACUUUCAGCUGGUCGUCUUCUUUGGGGACGAGCCCAAGGACUACCCUGGGUGCACCUUUCUCCGGUCAGCAGAAGCCCUGGUCGACUUCGUCAAGGGAUUGGACAAGAAUGAUGCAAAGUCGGGCAGGACACUGGUAAUCACAUCCUGGCACACUUUGUCCAAGCGUCUUGCCAAGAAGAGUUCCACAUUCUUUCAGUACAACAAGAAAGACGACGUGCCAAAGAGCCUUAAGCGGCGUUUGGCCGCCGGGUCGACGAGUCAGCGCCAGCGUAGACCCAGAGUCAAGGUUUACUUCGAAGACCAGGUCGACAAUGACAAGAUUGACUCUUGCGAAGCCGCUGAGGCUCACGGACAGCUCAUCAAGCACGCCCUUAUCUUCGUCCCUCAAAGACCUCCACUCCCCUCUCCAUCUCAUGUGGAAUGCUCUUGGUGGCCUCAACACCCUUGGCAAGUCUCUGUGCUCGAGAGGAUGAUUGGCUCUGGCAAUUAUCGCAUGUGGCUCCUGAGCCCCAGCCUGUUCCUUUUGGCCGGGCGCCAGCUGAAAUGGGGCUCAGACUUUGCCUCGAAGGUCGUUAGACCAAUCUUCGAGGUCCUGCAGCUCCGUCACACAAUGCGAACUGGUGUCAUGCUCCCUGAUGGAGCAAUGGCUUAUCCUAGAAGCGAAAACUUACCCAUGACCAUCUACUUUGGCGAGCUAGAGCUGCGGAAGGCAAAGACUCGGCGCACUGCCUUAGAGAAGGGAAACUCAUACGACAGUCAAAUGUUUACAAACAGAGAUGCCGAGGAAGAUAACACGGUCUCAUCGCCACAAGACGCUAUCUCGUCCAAGCCUUUGAUCCAAGGGACUAGGGAUGAUGUGCUUGAGGCAGUUCGUCAUCGCCGGGAGGGACUCGAAACCCGGUCCGGGGGUCCUGUGGUGGGACUACAGCACGUAGAGAAGAUAAUCUCCAACGGCAUCACACACGGUGCGGGAUUUCACUACUACCUUUGUCGAGAAGAUGUCCACGUUCUCGCCCCCACCGACCGUAUUGUCAUGUUGCGAUGGAUGGCUGGCCGGUCCCCUAUUGGGACAAUGGCCUUGUACCUUGCUUUGGAGUACGUUCGUGGAGAAGGCAAGAGAAUCAUGUUCUACGUUGAUACAGCGUGGAUUCAACAGGACAAGGCCUCCCAUCGGAACCGGGUCAUACGAGACUGGAGCGACCCUUCGACCGACUGCGAAAUCUUUAUUGCGAACAUCAACAUCACUGCCACGGGUGUCAAUAUGCACGGCGCAUGUUCCACUGGAGCCUUCCUCUGCUGGCAUCUGAACUUCCAGGUGAUGCAACAGGCCAUGGCGCGACUCAACCGGAUCGGCCAGAGAGAGCCUGUUGAUUGGUGGCUACUCAAGCUCAAGAGAUCGUAUCAUGAUCACAUUGAGCGUUACGACUGGGCCAAGUGGGCGAUCCAGCUGUCGGCCGAAGUUGGAAUUCCAUCGUGGAAAGAGGGCGCAGUCCGAGAGGUUUGCAUCUACGAAAUCAUCAAGGCCUACAUCCAUACGCCCUUCAAUCGGUACUCUUGGAUGAUCUUGAGGGAUAUGUUCGGCAGUGGGGGGUUCGACCACCAAGCACCAGAGACCGUUCGCCUUGGCCACCUAUUGUCCAUCUUCACCAGACUUUUGCCCAGCAGCCGCGAAGAGGACACGACCGAGCAAGGCUUAUGGAUCAGCAACUCUGACCUAGUAGGCCUUGCCUGCUAUCACUUGGUGCAUACACACCAAGACCUCAAUGACGAGUGGGAGACCUUGGUUCAGUCCAGCACUGAUACCAUGCGUGAACGUGUUCGACCUUUGAUCGAAGAGGCAUUCAACGACGUCAAAUGCCUUGUCGAAAAGAAGGACGAGCAGCGCUCCGGUCGAAUGAGUUCGUUGACGACGAUGAUGACGAAGAAGAAGGAGAAUAUGCCGAUGGGCCGAACGAAGACCUCUCCGAGUCAGAGGACGAGGGUGGCAAAGGCGAUGGCGAAGACGACGAUAACGACAACGACGAUCACGAUCACGAUCACGAUAAUAACACUCGCCUCUCCGUUUCCAAAUCAGCUGGACGGAAGCGAAAGACGUUCACACCCGGAAGUCCGGCGAAGAACAAGACGGCGAAACGAAUGA